This is a messenger RNA of Pyrus x bretschneideri (Chinese white pear), 1224 nucleotides long. Its product is annotated as peroxidase 4-like. The transcript is spliced from 3 exons. Gene Ontology annotation, biological process: hydrogen peroxide catabolic process; response to oxidative stress. Lineage: Eukaryota; Viridiplantae; Streptophyta; Magnoliopsida; Rosales; Rosaceae. Bases 173 to 1129 code for a protein of 318 amino acids. The record is from RefSeq and is a predicted model, not a curated record. Gene Ontology annotation, molecular function: peroxidase activity; heme binding.
UGAACCGAAUAAUGGAUUGUUACUUUACCCCAAAUAUUCCGUCUUUAUCAAAGCUUGUUAAUUUGCUUGAGUUGUGACUUUGUGUGGUUACUAGGCAUGAAAAAAUGUCGGUUAUAUAUAUGUGUGUGUCUCUUGUACUAACCUAGCUGCUACUGCUAGAGAACACUGUAACAUGGCUUCCAGUUACAACUUAGUCCUGCUUAUCUUGGUCAUUGCUGGUGCAUUUCUCGAAUCCAAUUGCAAGCUCACUAAAAAUUUCUACAAAUGCAAAUGUCCAAAAGCAUUGUCCAUUGUGCAAGAAGAAGUUAUAGCAGCCAUAAAAAAUGAAACCCGUGUCGGGGCUUCCUUGCUCCGUCUGCAUUUCCACGAUUGCUUCGUAAAUGGUUGCGAUGCGUCGGUGCUGUUGGACGACACUUCAAGCUUUGUUGGUGAGAAAACAGCAGUUCCUAACAACAACUCCAUUAGAGGAUUUGAAGUUGUUGAUAGAAUUAAAGCUAAGCUUGAGAAAGCAUGCCCUGGAGUGGUCUCAUGUGCUGAUCUUCUAGCUCUGGCUGCCCGUGAAUCUACAGUUUAUUUAGGAGGUCCUCCAUGGAAAGUUCGUUUGGGAAGAAGAGAUUCAACCACUGCUAGCAGAAGUGCUGCUAACACCUCCAUUCCUCCACCAACUUCCAACAUAAGUGCUCUCAUUUCAAGCUUCUCAGCACAAGGCCUCUCGUUAAGGGACUUGGUCGCUCUUUCGGGUGCUCAUACUAUUGGCCGUGCAAGGUGCACAUCAUUCCGCUCACGUAUCUACAACGAAUCCACCAUCAAUGCUGCCUUCGCCAGGUCAUUGCAGGGAAGUUGCCCGAGAAGCGGAAGUGACAACAACCUUGCAAGCCUUGACCUCCAGACCCCAACACAUUUUGAUAACUUGUACUACAAGAAUGUGUUGAAAGAAAAGGGACUUCUUCAUUCAGACAAUGAGCUCUACAAUGGAACUUCUUCUACGGAGAAACUGGUUAAGAAAUACGCAAAUAACACCUUUGUAUUCUUCAAGCACUUUGCCAAGGCCAUGGUCAAAAUGGGAAACAUCCAUCCUCUUACAGGAAGUCAAGGCGAAAUCAGAACCAAUUGCAGAAAAGUGAAUUAAAAUUUCACAACAUGGAAUCAUAUAAGUGUGUAAUUAGUCUUUCUUCACCCACUCCUACUCUUGUACCCUUUUUCUCUUCGACAACAGCCGCCAAC